Messenger RNA from Ziziphus jujuba (common jujube), 1278 nucleotides. Its product is annotated as abscisic acid receptor PYL9. The transcript is spliced from 4 exons. Bases 199 to 759 code for a protein of 186 amino acids. Gene Ontology annotation, biological process: abscisic acid-activated signaling pathway. Gene Ontology annotation, molecular function: protein phosphatase inhibitor activity; signaling receptor activity; abscisic acid binding. Gene Ontology annotation, cellular component: nucleus; cytoplasm. Lineage: Eukaryota; Viridiplantae; Streptophyta; Magnoliopsida; Rosales; Rhamnaceae. The record is from RefSeq and is a predicted model, not a curated record.
UAUUUUAUUUUAGAUAAGAAUUAAAAUUAAUAGGAAGGGAUUUUGGGCUUUUUAUGGAAAAUUAAAAAAAAAAGAAAAGAAAUUGUCGGUGGAUUUAUAGAGAUUUUUGAGAGCCUGCCAAUAAGCUUCUAGCUAAGAGAGAAGGAAAAAGAGUUUGGGAGAGAGAUUGAGAUUGGGAUUGAGAAGGACUAGGCAAAAAUGAACGGUGGUGAUGCAUAUGUGGGAAUGGAGGUUCAGUACAUACGGAGGCAUCACAAGCACGAGACCAGAGACAAUCAGUGCACCUCGGCCAUGUUCAAGCACAUCAGAGCCCCUGUACAUCUCGUAUGGUCAUUGGUAAGGAGUUUUGAUCAACCCCAGAGGUACAAGCCCUUUGUUAGCCGGUGCACCAUGAGGGGGGACGACCUUGGUAUUGGAAGCGUUAGAGAAGUCAAUGUUAAAUCUGGGCUUCCUGCUACGACCAGCAUGGAGAGGCUGGAGCUUCUAGAUGAUGAUAAGCACAUUCUUGGCAUCAGGAUUGUUGAUGGGGAUCACAGGCUUAGGAACUAUUCUUCAAUUAUCACUGUCCAUCCCGAGGUUAUUGAUGGGAGACCUGGGACACUGGUAAUUGAGUCCUUUGUGGUGGAUGUGCCCGAUGGGAACACCGAGGAUGAGACAUGUUACUUUAUUGAGGCCCUGAUCCGGUGCAACCUCAAAGCCUUGGCUGAUGUCUCUGAGAGAAUGGCUGUGCAGGACCGGACUGAACCUAUCAACCGCUAGUGGAGAAUCGGGGAUGGCACUGGAGAACAAUGACUACAAUCAUAUUGCCCAUGGGUUUUUGAUCUCAAAUGCUGAGUAGAGAUAGGUAGGGAUGUCCUUCCACUUCUCAGAAGUUUUGGCUAUACUUGCUGGCUUUUGUAUUUCUGUCUUAUGGGAAUCAAUCUACACUGUUUUCAUUUAUUUUUCGUUCAUUUACUUUAGUGUGAAACUGGUGCUGGGGUUUCUUUGUCAUGCCGUAUCUGAAAGGAUGAGCUUUGUAGGUUUUUAUAUAGCUCUUCGGGGAAGUUCUUUUCAGUUGUGAUAUUCCUCUGGGAUUUGCGCAUGGUUGGUACCAACGUUGCUAUAACUAUAUUUGUACAUAGUUAUGUUGGAAAAUAUAUGGGGUGUCCAUGGAACUGGUGUUUGAUCUGGUAGGUAGUGGAAGGAUUGGGUGAAGAACCAGCGCUAGUUUUGUUUUGUUUGUUUUGUAUAUACCAUAUUUUCAAAUAAAGUAUUGUAAUCGCUUUAGUUUUGUUUUCA